UUUGCGCGUUGCGGACGUCUCUCCCUCUGUCACUUGUCGUUGUCGUUGUCGUUGCCGUUGUCGUUGUUACGUCGUCACUGUGAGCUUUGGCGUGUUGGCAGACUGAAAACGCAGUGUAUCGCUUAAAAUCAGUGUGAAAGCUUCAAGAUGCUGCAGCAGUGUCUGAUUGCAGCGCUGCUUAUCGCAGCUUGCGUUCGUGAAACUUUUACAGCUCAAAGCAAGGACAAGGAAGAGUUUACAUGCCCCUCGCACAUUGCCAAUGGCAACUAUGCUGAUCCUGCGACCUGUCGCCGCUUCUAUCAGUGCGUCGAUGGCUACCCCUAUUUAAAUCGCUGCCCCUCUGGCCUCUACUUUGACGAUUUGCAAAAGUUCUGCACAUUUAAGGACGAAGCCAAGUGCGGACCGCUGCCAACAACACCUGCACCGGCAACGGAUGCGCCAGCCGACACUGCUCAGCGCUGCAACACAGAGGAGUGCCAGCUGCCCUACUGCUUCUGCUCCAAGGAUGGCACCCAGGUGCCUGGCGAACUGGAGGCUGAAAAGAUACCUCAAAUUAUAAUGUUGACAUUUGAUGGCGCCGUCAAUUUGAAUAAUUACGAUCAUUAUCAGAAGAUCUUCAAUGGCAAGCGCCAAAAUCCCAAUGGCUGCAAGAUUCGUGGCACGUUCUUCUUAUCCCACGAAUACAGCAACUAUCAACAGAUUCAACAUCUCGGCUAUGCCGGCCACGAAAUUGCAACCGAGAGCAUCUCACAGCAGCUGGGACUCCAGGACAAGGGAUACGAGGAAUGGGUGGGCGAAAUGAUUGGCAUGCGUGAAAUUCUACGCCACUUUUCGAAUGUGUCCGUCAACGAUGUGGUUGGCAUGCGUGCUCCUUUCCUCAAGCCAGGACGCAAUACUCAAUACAAGGUGCUGGAGGACUUUGGAUACAUUUACGAUAGCUCGAUAACCGUGCCACCAGUUCCAGUGCCCGUGUGGCCUUAUACGCUGGACUUUAAGAUCUCGCACGAAUGCAAGAGCGGCACUUGUCCAUCGCGAACAUUCCCGGGUGUGUGGGAGGUGCCAUUGAACACGCAUUAUGUUGAGGGUUUCGAGGGUGGUCACUGCCCCUAUAUGGAUCAAUGUGUGCUGCACAAUUUGGAUGAGAACGAAGUACUCGAAUGGCUGCAAGAAGACUUUUCUCGCUACUAUGAGCAGAAUAAGGCGCCUUAUAUGAUGCCCUUCCACACCAACUGGUUCCAGACCAAGCCACUCGAAAAUGGCCUACACAAGUUCUUGGACUGGGCUCUCGAAUUACCCGACGUCUACAUUCUGACCGUCACCCAGAUGUUGCAAUAUAUGACCGAUCCCAAGGAACUGCGCGAUGUUAACCAGAUCGAGUCGUGGAAGUGUGAUAAGAAUAUUGCCGUGGCGCCAAAACCCUGCAAUAUUUGGCAAACGUGUGCGCUAUCCUUCAAGAUACCCGAACAGAAUCUAACGGACACUCGCUACAUGGAGACGUGCCGCGAGUGCCCCAAUGUCUACCCAUGGUUGGGAGAUGCUGGCGGUACGGGCAUAUCGGGCCGGGACAACUACAUCUACUCGGGUGCCGGCGGUGAUGCGCCCGACGAGCCAGAGGCUGCCAAUAGAGAGUAGAAAGAUUUGUGAAUCCCUCCCCCACACCCCUGUCUCCCUGUCUUCCUGAUCUAUACUCCUAUGUUGAAUGUUCAUCUAUUUUCUUUGCACUUUCUCUAUAGUUGCAACUAUUUUCUGUUCUCUCAUUAAUUUCUACGUACGGCAUGAUGAUGCAAUAUUGAGCUUUUCCUUUGUUUUUUUGUAUACACUUGCAGAGGGUGUUUUGAUUAUGUCAUUAAAUAACAAUAAAUAAUCAAAUCAACAUCGGGCAGCCAAUUCAUUUAUUAAUUUAAUUUUGGCUGUGGACUCUGCUCUGCAAGUGUAUGUAAUGUUCAGAUUGUGCCCAACAUAUCUAUUCCUUCUUUGAAUGUUUUUUUUUUUUUUUGUAGCUAAACUUUUAUUUUCCAGUCUUUUGUAGCCUGUAAGCGAAAUUGUGUCAAACUGUUCUUAGUUUUAAU
Drosophila grimshawi is the source of this 2069-nucleotide messenger RNA. It is a transcript of the gene Cda4, whose product is annotated as chitin deacetylase 1. Gene Ontology annotation, cellular component: extracellular region. The transcript has 8 exons. Gene Ontology annotation, biological process: carbohydrate metabolic process. Gene Ontology annotation, molecular function: chitin binding. Lineage: Eukaryota; Metazoa; Arthropoda; Insecta; Diptera; Drosophilidae. Bases 148 to 1632 code for a protein of 494 amino acids. The record is from RefSeq and is a predicted model, not a curated record.